UUACCUGUCCAAGGUCUGGCCAGAUCCUGCUGGACGAUCCCCGGGUCCCUUCUCACUCACCCAGGAGUCGGGGCAGGUAAUACUGAGUGUUGGCUGACUCCUCCCAGCUAUGGCUGCUAUGCCGGGGAAGCCGGUUGGGUUUGAAGGCUCAGAAGGAAGUCCUGGAGAAGAUGUGCGAUUGCCAUAUCCUGAAACAUCUGCCCUUCCUGAUGUGGGAAAAAUAAUGAAAGACUUAGGCAUCGAAUCAACUAUCCCAAAAGAGAUUCCAGAAGACAGUCCUUCUGAUGCUUCAGUAAAGCCUGGUGGACUUGGCUUUGAAGGCUUUUUUGGAAGACCUGGUGAAGAUGUGGGAUUUCCUUCUUGUGAAACAUCAGGGGAGUUUCCAAAUGUGGAAAAAAUCAUGAAAGAUUUAAGCAUCGAGUCGCCCGUCUGUCAAGGAACUCCAGAAAACAUGCCGGCAGCACCGAAUGUUUUGGGCUCUCCUUCAUGCUUGUUUGAUGUUGGUUUUAAAGUAGAGGUGCUGAAUGAAAACCAAGACCCUCAGAAAAUGAAGGACCCGUCAGUUGCUGCACCGACCACCUCGGAGAAAAAAGAUGACCCAACAAAGAAGGCAGAAAUUGGAAAACAAUCCUGA
This is a messenger RNA of Staurois parvus, 634 nucleotides long. NCBI's taxonomy places the organism in Eukaryota, Metazoa, Chordata, Amphibia, Anura, Ranidae. The record is from the annotation of a GenBank genome assembly.